Molecule: messenger RNA, 1207 nt
Organism: Caenorhabditis elegans
Lineage: Eukaryota; Metazoa; Nematoda; Chromadorea; Rhabditida; Rhabditidae
Gene: rrp-8
Product: Ribosomal RNA-processing protein 8
Exons: 5
Coding region: 1-1032 (343 amino acids)
Cellular component (GO): nucleolus
Molecular function (GO): methyltransferase activity
Source: RefSeq, marked reviewed
AUGGGCAAAAAAAGAAAGAUUACGGAUGAAAAGGAUGCUCAACACGUGCCAGCUGAGAAACGAGAGAAAGUAGAAAAUUGGUUAAAGAAAUCUACGGAAAAACCAACAAGUUCACAAUCUGACGCUGAAAAGAAAAAGAAACGUCCAUGGCGUAAUAAGGUCCGUAAACUUGCCGCAAAAAAGGCAGCAGCUGACAAGAAAUCUGAAAAUCCAGAAGAACCUCCGCUGAUUCUCGAACCAAAGAGUUCUUCGGAUGAAAAUACGAAAAAGAAGAGAAAACGGGGCCCAAAAAAGAAGAAGUUCAAGCCCGAAGUUGCUGGAAAAGCUGCUGAAACUGAAAAUGAUGACGUGGCAGCAGCUCCAGAAGAAGCAGAUCCAAUUGCAGAGGCUAAAAAGAGACUUGACGCGGGACGAUUCAGAUUUCUGAACGAAAAACUCUAUACAUGUACUGGUUCUGAAGCAUUUGAUUUCUUCAAGGAGGAUCCGACGGCUUUUGAUCUAUAUCACAAGGGAUUUGCUGAUCAGGUAAAAAAAUGGCCAAAUCACCCACUCCGCGAGAUUAUCCGCUGGCUUCAAUCCAAACCGGAUCAACAAUCAGUAUUCGAUUUGGGUUGUGGAGAGGCUAAAAUUGCAGAAGCCGUUGGAGAAAAGCAUAAGAUUCGCUCAUUCGAUUUGGUUGCAGUGAAUGAUCGUGUUGAGUCGUGCGAUAUGUCGAAACUUCCAGCUGAAGAUUCAUCAGCUGAUAUUGUUAUUUAUUGCCUAUCACUGAUGGGAACAAAUCUUUAUGAUUUUAUUCGAGAAGCUCGAAGAGUUCUUAAAAUUGGAGGAAUUCUCAAAAUCGCAGAAGUCACAUCUCGUUUCGUGUCAAUCAAACAAUUUUGCGAGGCGAUCACAAAAAUGGGAUUCGAGCAAUCACACCGUCGUGAGCUAACCGAUUACUUCAUGAUGAUGGAAUUCAAGAAAGUCGAGAAAGUUGAGCAGAAAAGGCCAUACGGACUCAAAUUGAAGCCUUGUUUGUAUAAGAAACGCUGAUUUUUUGAUUUUUUGUUGAUUUUUUAAAAACGAUGAUCAUUGGAAAUGCGGUUUCCCGUUUUCAAAGAUUUUUCAUCAGUUUUCAAUUGUUUUUGUUGUUGAUUUUGAAAUUGCUGCCUAUUCUGUUCUGAUUUUUCGAAAACUAAAAAUCUUUGAAAAAUGAAUGUAAAUUUAU